Molecule: messenger RNA, 1487 nt
Organism: Labrus mixtus (cuckoo wrasse)
Lineage: Eukaryota; Metazoa; Chordata; Actinopteri; Labriformes; Labridae
Product: LIM and SH3 domain protein 1-like
Exons: 8
Coding region: 154-951 (265 amino acids)
Cellular component (GO): focal adhesion
Molecular function (GO): actin filament binding
Source: RefSeq, a predicted model, not a curated record
GAAGCAGUCCUUAUAUUAAUUGAUGUGUCUGACUUUGCGAGCUUCGAGGAGGUGGACUGUUUCCCUUCUGAAGCUUGAACUCUACUAUUUGAGCACCUUUAACUGGACCUCUGAGUGGUUUUGUUUGCUGGUUUGUGGUGCCCCUUUGCCAUCAUGAAUCCACCCUGUGGAAGAUGCAAUAAACCGGUUUACCCCACAGAGAAAAUUAAUUGCCUUGAUAAGUAUUGGCACAAAGGUUGCUUCAGCUGCGAGGUCUGCAAGAUGGCGCUGAGCAUGACGACCUACAAAGGCUUUGAGAAGAAACCUUACUGCAGUAUGCAUUACCCCAAAACCUCCUUCACCAUAGUGACCGACACCCCAGAGAACCUGCGUCUCAAGCAACAGAGCAUGCUCAACAGCCAGGCGCUCUAUAAGGAGGACUUUGAAAAGAACAAGGGGAAAGGUUUCAGCGUGGUGGCCGACACUCCGGAGAUGCAGAGAGUGAAGAAGACGCAAGACCAGAUCAGUCACGCGCUCUACAAGGAGGACUUUGAAAAGAACAAGGGGAAAGGUUUCAGCGUGGUGAGCGACACUCCGGAGAUGCAGAGACUGAAGAAGACGCAAGACCAGAUCAGCAACAUAAAGUACCAUGAAGAGUUUGAGAAGAGCAGGAUUCGAAGUGACGCACCGCCUCCUGAAAAUAGACAAGACUUUGAAGGCCAGCAGCCCAACCAGGAGAGAUGCAGUCAGCCAGUCGGACAAGUGCGCCCUGCUGCUGUAGCACCACCUGCUGGAGGGAAGCGUUUCCAGGCCAUCUACAGCUACACAGCGGCAGACGCGGAUGAAGUGUCCCUCCAGGAAGGCGAUCUGAUCUCAGACGUGGAGCAGAUAGAUGAGGGGUGGAUGUUUGGACUCAACCAGCGCUCGGGACAGCGAGGCCUGCUGCCCGCCAACUACGUCAGACCGGUGUGAAACGACAUCCUCCUCCCAUCACCGGCUGCCCUGUGAAUCUGCUGUCAGAGACACCCAUCAGGCUUCUUUUUACAUAAUGGAGAAAGCUCUUUUUUUUUUUUAAACAUUUCGUAUGACUGGCUCGGCUCAGCAUUUUUUAAAUUUAGGUAAAGGAGACCAGAUAGCAUUUAGGUGCAGUUUCACUUUCAGGAUUUCUGUGAUACAAAGAAGUGAAAAAGUGCUGCAACUGAAACUCACAAGAGGUAGUAAGAGAGAAAAAUUAAACGGUAAUAUAUUCACAAAACGGAAAGGAAGCAUGAUAAAUCAAGCUAUCGUUUCCUGCUUUGCUUCACGCAUGAAUAGUUUUUAUCUUUCUCGGGUAACAUUUACCCAUUUAUGUACAUUUCUUACAGCCGCUCUGACAGAAACACAUGCUUUCAAGUCUGGAAAUUAUUACAUUUUAUGCAGUUGAACCAAGGAAUUCAUGCUCUGACAUUUUCUAAAACACAUUCAACUCUAAUUAUGUAAGCCCAUUUAAAUAAAAUUGGAACAUCAAA